Tarenaya hassleriana is the source of this 1291-nucleotide messenger RNA. RefSeq names its product (E)-beta-ocimene synthase, chloroplastic-like. The transcript is spliced from 4 exons. The coding region runs from base 2 to 1276 and encodes 424 amino acids. Lineage: Eukaryota; Viridiplantae; Streptophyta; Magnoliopsida; Brassicales; Cleomaceae. Gene Ontology annotation, molecular function: magnesium ion binding; terpene synthase activity. The record is from RefSeq and is a predicted model, not a curated record.
GAUGACUUUGUCACCUCUUCGCCACUGGGCCGCCCACUGUUGGGUCACAUUCUUUCUAUUGCUUUUGAAAACUUACAUCUAUUGGGUAAUCGAACUGAUUCUCGUGAAUGAUAUGUGUAAAAUGGAUGUAGACUCCUUUGAUGACCCUCUUGGUGAAUAUAUAUAUAUAUAUAUAUAUAUAUAUAUAUAUAUAUAUAUUGCAGAUGUUUUUAACAUUUUCAUGAAUGAAAAGAAGACGGGGGAGUUCGAGACAAGUUUAAAUGAUGACUCCAAAGGUCUCCUCUCUCUCUAUGAAGCUUCAUACUUAACAACAAAAUCGGAUACUAAACUGAAAGAAGCUAGAUCUUAUGCGACGGAGAGACUAAGGGAAAUUCUCGAAAAAAGAUCGAACACCGAUUAUGAUGACACUCAAUCUUAUAUGACGAAAAUGGUGAUUCAUGCCCUCGAGAUGCCAUACCAUUGGAGAGUGAAAAGAUUAGAAGCACAUUGGUACAUGGAUGUGUACGGUAAGAGGCAUGACAUGAAUCCUCUCUUGCUUGAAUUUGCCAAGCUUGACUUCAACAUUCUGCAAGCUGUUCAUCAACAAGACCUCAAGCACCUCUCCAGCUGGUGGAACGACAUAGGACUGGCGAAACGACUUGAUUUUACAAGAGAUAGAAUCACGGAGAACUUUUUAUGGGGCCUUGCACUGGUCGAUGAACCUGGUUUCGGAUACCGCAGAAGAAUGCUGACGAAGAUUUUCUCGUUCAUGACAACGAUCGACGACAUAUAUGACAUAUACGGAACCAUGGAAGAGCUCGAAAUAUUUACAGCGGCUGUCGAAAAGUGGGAUGUGAACCUCAUGGAAGAACUUCCUGAAUAUAUGAGGUUCUGUUUUCUCGUUUUAUUCAACACAAUCAAUGAGAUUGGGUUUGACGUUGUCAGAGACAAAAGGAUCAAUGUAAUACCUUAUCUAAAAGAUGCGUGGACAGGUUUUUGCAAAUGCUUUUUAAGAGAGGCGAAAUGGUAUAAGAAUGGAGACAAGCCGAGUCUCGACGAGUACAUGCAAAACACGAUGGUUCUCGCCCCGAUAGUGUUGCAGCAACUGUACUGUGCCUGUUAUUCCGACAAGAACUCUGACACAGACUUGGACACCACAUCCGAUAGCUACAGAUCUGUCAUAGAAUCCUCCAUGACCGUUCUACGUCUUGCCAACGAUCUGGCGACUUCAUCGGUUAGCUUCACCGUCCACUUCUUCGAUAUUUUAGUUAGCAUAAUUUUUUUUUUUUUUUUUUGAGGUUAGUUAGCAUAA